AUGGCGAGAGUCAUCACUCCCAUCUGGGCGGCGCCCAUCGCCUCGACCAACUUUAAUGUCGCCACGGCCCUACUCGGAGGCUUCAUUUCACUUUUUGGACUGGUAUCGUACUUGCUCAAGGAGCACUUUUAUCUCUCGGAAGCCCUCAUUGCCAUGGUCGUAGGUGUCGCCUUUGGCCCCAAAGGUGCGCAUUUCAUACGCCCCCAUGAGUAUGCUGGCUGCUCUCAGAACAACCUCUCUGAGAGUCAGUGUGCCGCCAAUGUCGACGCCAUCACCCUCGACUUCUCCCGGCUGGUUCUCGCCGUUCAACUGGUCCUUGCUGGUGUACAGCUCCGUAGCAAGUACAUGUGGCUCGAGAAAAAGUCGGUCUUCCUCCUCGUAGGUCCUGGCAUGGCCAUGAUGUGGGUGGCCACCAGCCUACUCGUCUGGGGUCUGCUCGGCACGCCAAGCUUCCUCCAUGCCCUGGCCGUUGGUGCUUGCGUCACACCGACUGAUCCAGUUCUCUCCGCCGUCAUUGUCAAGGGCAAAUUCGCCGACAAGAACAUCCCCAAGGAGCUGCAGGAUCUCAUCGUCGCCGAGUCUGGCACAAACGACGGCCUCGGUUACCCAUGGUUGUUCUUCGCCCUCUACCUCAUCAAGUACAUAGGAGCCGACGCGGACCCUAAUGCCGGUGGUGCCGGUCAGGCAUUUGGUCUCUGGUUCGCGCUGACGUGGGCCUAUGUCAUCCUCAUGAGCAUCGCCUACGGUGCCGUCGUAGGUUUGCUCGGUCAGUAUCUGCUCCACUGGGCAGAGGACCGCGGCUGGGUUGAUCGCGAGAGUUUUCUCGUUUUUGCCAUAGCGCUUGGCCUAUUUGUUCUUGGCACCUGCGGUCUCAUUGGAACUGAUGACGUCUUGGCCUGUUUCGUUGCUGGUAAUGCGUUUACGUGGGAUGACUGGUUUCGGCAGGAGACCAAGGAUGACUCGCUUCAGCCAACUGUUGACAUGCUGCUCAAUGUCACCAUUUUCCUGUGGUAUGGCGCUGUCAUUCCCUGGGAUCUCAUCGCUCACAAUGACUUCACUACGCUCUCCCGUGUGAUUCCGCUCGGUCUUCUCAUCUUAUUGCUUCGCCGUCUUCCAUGGAUCUAUGGCAUGCACCACUGGAUUCACCAAAUUGACAGCCACCAAAAUGCCAUUUUCGUUGGCUUCUUUGGUCCCAUCGGAGUCUCGGCAAUUUUCUACUUGUACAUCACCCAUGAGUUCAUCGGCAGACAUCUGAGCGAUGAGGAUGGCGUUCCUCGAAACGAUGUCAAGCACCUUCGUGAUACCACGACUGUUGUGGUUUGGUUCAUGGUUGUAGCCAGCGUCGUGGUUCACGGUCUCUCCAUCCCACUUGGAAAGCUUGGCUCCCUGGCCCCCCGAACCCUCAGUCGAGCUCUGAGUGGCGAUGUCAGCGACUCAAACUACAGUGGUAGACAAGUUUUUCCUGGAUUUGGUCGCCGCAUCAAGGAUGACAACCCCCGCCGUGACAGUACAACACGAGCCUAUUCGAGCAGCCGAACGCACUCGGUGCGCGAGCAAGCUAGGGACACCGAAUCUGAAGUCGACAUGCCGCAGGGCGCGGUCACCGAGGCUACGCCCUCGGCGAGGCGUGAAAUUCGCUUCCCGGACGAAGCAACCACUUCUGUGUGA
This is a messenger RNA of Beauveria bassiana ARSEF 2860, 1668 nucleotides long. Its product is annotated as sodium/hydrogen exchanger family protein. Gene Ontology annotation, molecular function: sodium:proton antiporter activity. The coding region runs from base 1 to 1668 and encodes 555 amino acids. The record is from RefSeq and is a predicted model, not a curated record. Gene Ontology annotation, cellular component: plasma membrane. The transcript has 2 exons. Gene Ontology annotation, biological process: sodium ion export across plasma membrane; regulation of membrane potential; proton export across plasma membrane. NCBI's taxonomy places the organism in Eukaryota, Fungi, Ascomycota, Sordariomycetes, Hypocreales, Cordycipitaceae.